ACUACUUCCUGAUCUACUCUCCUCCCUUCUCCACUCCCUGUCCAUCCUUUCACGCCCCCCUCAGUGCAGGUCAGAGACUCACGUUCUAACCUUUCAUCACAGCAGUAGUACAUAAGGCAUCUACCCGGAGCUAACACACCCACCGGCUCACAGUCUGCCCGCAGAUUUUCAAAAAUGGAUUCCCUCUGUGAUGCAAAUGGCUCCUUCGCACUUAAUCUUUUCCGGAGGUUAAGUGAGGACAAUAAGUGUAAUAUGUUUUUCUCUCCCUUGAGCAUCUCUUCUGCACUUGCUAUGGUCUAUCUGGGGACUAAAGGCAACACAGCUGCACAGAUGUCAAAGGUGCUUCAAUUUGAAAAAGCAAAAGACCUACACGUGGACUUCCAGUCACUUAUCAAUGACAUCAACAAGCCAGGCACGGAUUACCUGUUGAGAACAGCUAAUCGGCUCUAUGGAGAAAAAUCUUUUACAUUUCUUGAUGAAUUUCUUGGAUCGACUAUGAAAUACUACCUUGCAGAUUUAAAGUCUGUAGAUUUUUGUGCAAAGUCUGAAGACUCCAGGAAGGAAAUAAAUGACUGGGUGGCACAAAAAACCGAAGGUAAAAUCCAGGACCUAUUACCAAGUGGCAGUGUGGAUUCUCUGACCAGACUAGUACUUGUGAAUGCAAUUUACUUUAAAGGAAACUGGGCAAACCAAUUUGAAAAGCAGCGCACAAGCGAAAUGCCGUUUCGACUCAGCAAGAAUGAAUCAAAACCUGUACAGAUGAUGUACAAGAAAGCAAAAUAUCAGAUGACUUAUGUUGGUGAUUUGUUGACCAAAAUUAUUGAGAUACCUUAUGUUAAUAAUGAACUCAGUAUGAUUAUACUUCUCCCCGAUGACAUUGAAGAUUCAACAACUGGACUUGAAAAGCUUGAAAAGGAAUUAACCUUGAUGAAGUUCAUGGAAUGGACCAACCCCAAUAUGAUGGACCGAACAGAGGUCGAGCUGUAUUUACCCAAAUUUAAACUGGAAGACCAUUACGACUUGGAGUCUGUUCUUAGCAGUAUGGGGAUGUCUGAUGCCUUUGAUGUUGGAAAAGCAGACUUCUCCGGCAUGUCUGGCAGCCGCGACCUUGUACUGUCUAAAGUGGUGCACAAAUCUUUUGUGGAAGUGAAUGAGGAAGGAACAGAGGCGGCUGCGGCCACUGGUGCAAUCAUGAUGCUUCGCUGUGCCAGGAUUAGGCCAAGAUUCAAAUGUGACCAUCCUUUUCUUUUCUCUAUAAUACACAAACAAUCCCGAAGUGUUCUGUUUUUUGGUAGAUUCUGUUCUCCCUGAAAUUAAUAAGCGGAAAAUAUUGUAUUCUGCAUUAUUCUCUUUAUGCCAUUAUUUAUUCUUUGUGUUUCUUCUAUUCAAGAGCUCUGUGGAAAUCUGUUUUCACAAUGCUGUGUGCAGUUUAUCAUUGUCUUUGAAAACUUAGUGUAGCUUUGGUCUGUUGAAUGACAGCUUAAAAGUGAUACACAAAUAUAAUAUUUGAUGUUUUUGAAAGAAAAACAAAA
Pelobates fuscus (common spadefoot toad) is the source of this 1532-nucleotide messenger RNA. Its product is annotated as serpin B6-like. NCBI's taxonomy places the organism in Eukaryota, Metazoa, Chordata, Amphibia, Anura, Pelobatidae. The coding region runs from base 175 to 1311 and encodes 378 amino acids. Gene Ontology annotation, molecular function: serine-type endopeptidase inhibitor activity. The record is from RefSeq and is a predicted model, not a curated record. The transcript is spliced from 7 exons.